AUGUCCUUAGCAGAAACACGUUACAGGCUCAGAGUCAGCGCAGGACCAAGCGCAGAUCCAAAGGACCUCAAAGUACUCCCCGUCAACGACGAUGCCAACCCUACUUUGAUUGAAUCCGACGAGUUUAUCGGCCAGAUCGUCGUCCGCAUCAAGGACCUUGACAAGACCUUUGGGUACAAGGAAGGCCAAGAACAGGACUCGCUAGGGAUCAUUCCCGAAAGCCCUUGGUUCUCUCUUCCCGGGGGGGACAGCAACCUUAGCUCUGUCCAGAUCUCGGGCAGGUUCAAGCGUGAGUGGCCUGGUGAACAGGUUGUCUUUGGUAAUCAAUUUGAGAAACCAUUGCGCCUACCACCCUUCUCUUCAAUCGCUCUCAAGUUCAUCCAGUUCAUCGAUCCAGGCCUCAAGGCAGAUAUCUACUGCGACCGCCCUUGGGCCUUCAGCCCCCUGAUCGCAACCAUGAACACCGUCAACGUCUCGGGAUGGCAUCUCGACAAGGCCACACAAAAGAAGGUUGAAGAGCACGGGCAGGAGGAAGACAAGGAGCGUCUCGAGAAUGAGCUCCCGCCGUGGCCCUCACCACAGGGUGAGCAUAUCGUCGAGGACACCACUUUGCUCUUCCAACCAGAUCGCCAUAACAGGGAGGAACACGAGGACACAACAUCAACAUCGAAGGGAGAGAUUGCGCACGCGCACGAGCACGAGAACAAAAAGGAGGAAUUGACUAUGGCUCCGACUCAACCGACAGUCCUCAAUACCUCUGCACGUCGAUCGUACUUUGCAAAAGAGGCCAACCUUACCAAGCAUCGCUAUCGCCCUGACCAAGUCUACGGGUUUGAUUUCUUCAACCCCUAUCUUGAUUUCGCCAACUUUACGCUCAAGGUUCCUGGCUUUAGCGUUGACAUCACCAAGUAUUGGGACGGUCAGCCGCUGACAUACAUCAUCAAGUCGCAGGACUCGUCCGUCACCUUCAUGGCCUUCCAGUUUGAGCUGAUCCCGGUCAAGGACAUCGUCAUUGAGUAG
This is a messenger RNA of Linnemannia hyalina, 1020 nucleotides long. NCBI's taxonomy places the organism in Eukaryota, Fungi, Mortierellomycota, Mortierellomycetes, Mortierellales, Mortierellaceae. The record is from the annotation of a GenBank genome assembly.